This is a messenger RNA of Physella acuta, 4719 nucleotides long. RefSeq names its product discoidin domain-containing receptor 2. Gene Ontology annotation, cellular component: signaling receptor complex; plasma membrane. Gene Ontology annotation, biological process: positive regulation of kinase activity; protein phosphorylation; positive regulation of neuron projection development. Gene Ontology annotation, molecular function: collagen binding; ATP binding; protein tyrosine kinase collagen receptor activity. NCBI's taxonomy places the organism in Eukaryota, Metazoa, Mollusca, Gastropoda, Physidae. The record is from RefSeq and is a predicted model, not a curated record.
GAAAAAAAAGGUGGAGCUUGGUGUCCUAGACAACAAAUUCAAGAAAAUGUAUUUGAGUACCUACAAAUUGAUCUUGGAAAGUUAACGGUCAUUACCAAAGUUGAGACACAAGGUCGUUUUGGAAAUGGACAGGGUAAAGAGUAUGUAACCAUGUAUUUGCUUGAGUAUCAAAGAGAAGAUGGUGGAGAAUGGCGAAGAUUUCGAAACCGCAAUUCAGAAGAGAAAUUAAAAGGAAAUGUAAAUGUUUAUUUAGCUGAAAUGAGAGACGUAGACCCUCCAAUAAUUGCCAAAAGAAUAAGAUUUAUUCCUUAUAGUGAAAGUCCAAGGACUGUCUGCAUGAGAGUGGAAAUGUAUGGAUGUUUAUGGACAGAUGCUUUAGUAUCAUAUUCAAUGCCUCAAGGAGAUAGACGUGGAGUUGAAGUGGAUUUUUAUGAUUUUACUUAUGAUGGAAAAUUGGAGAACAAUUACCUGAGUGGUGGUAUGGGACAGCUUACAGAUGGAGCAGUUGGUGAAACAAACUUCAGAUUAGACACAAAGAAAUUGGGCAUUAAAGGUUAUGAAUGGGUUGGUUGGAGAAAUGAUGACCCAAUUGAUAAACCUGUAUCAAUAAAAUUUGAAUUUGAUUCAGUUAGAAAUUUUACAAAGGUUGAAAUCCAUGCUAACAAUCAUUUUUCUAAAGAUGUAAGAAUAUUUCGUCACGCAGAAAUUUUCUAUAGCAUUGGAGGGGAAUUUUACUUACCUCAUACUACAAAAUUUAAUUAUGAUACUGAUGAUGCUUUAGAUGCUGCAAGAUAUAUUGUUAUCUUUAUGAACAAUAAAAUUGGAAAAUACUUAAAAAUAGAUCUUUACUUCAAAGCUAAGUGGAUAAUGAUCAGCGAAAUCUCUUUUUUAUCAACUGAAGCAGUAGGGAAUUUUACAGUAGAAGAACCACCCCCAACUACCCCUGGGCCUACUACAACAACAAGUAAAAGGGAUUCAUUCCCUAACAGUUUUGAUAUGGAUCAUGACAAACUACAUGGUGCUGAUCAUAAUGAAGUCAGUGAAAAUAAUGCAAAUUUAUUUGAUGUUAGUGAAGGGGAGGAGAAUGAAGGUGGAACAGGACAAUCUAAAGUGGAUGAAGGGACCAGUAAUAAUUCUGAUGUACCUCUGACUGAAAAAGACAAUAAAGAAUAUGAUGAUGAAUACAUAAGUAUAAUUAUUGGUGCGCUGGCUGCCCUUAUAUUUCUACUUCUCUGUGUGAUCCUCAUUUUCUUCUGCCGGCACAAAAGAAGGAAGCAUAACAACAAUCGUAGAGGACAUAAACCUGUUAGCAAUAGUCAUGUUACCAUAAACUUGAAUGACUUGAGAGGAGCCACAAAUGGGAAGUUGUCAAAUGGAAACAUGUAUAACAGUAUAGCCACUGAUGAUGCUGAUUCAGAUCGGGAAGGAGUAGGCUGCUGCAAUGGUGGUACUAGAGGAGCUGAAAAAUUUGGCUGUAAGCCUGCAUAUAUUCAACCCAUAGACAGCAUUUCGGGGUCAGAGCCUAGAGAUUAUGCUGUUCCAGACAUCACAAAGUCAGCUCUAGUUGUAAAUCUGCCUCCACGAGCAACAGCUCCCAAGCAAUUGGCAAUUAUGGAUAAGCCACCUAAUUAUGAUGCUCUUUAUGCUGCAGCUGAUAUUGUAAAUGUUCAUGGUGGAAGUGUACCAAGCAUGCAAGGAGUUAGUGGUAAUAAUGUUUAUGCAGUACCUAAUGCUGAACUCCUGUGUAGUAUUGAUUAUACAGUCAUGGAAUUAAGGAGAGAAGAUCUUAGAUUUGUUGAAGUACUUGGAGAAGGACAGUUUGGAGAGGUACACUUAUGUGAAGCACUUCAUGGAGAAGAGUUAAUGGUUGAUGAAUACAUGCUUAACAGAACACUUCCAUGUGCCCCUUUACUUGUUGCAGUUAAAAUGCUUCGACCUAAUGCUGAUGAACGAGCCAGGGCUGAUUUUCAUAAAGAGAUUAAGAUCAUGUCACAGUUGAAGGACUUGAACAUUGUUAGAGUUCUUGGUGUUUGUACAAGAGAGGAGCCUUUGUGUAUGGUUGUUGAAUACAUGAAAUAUGGAGACCUUAAUCAAUUUCUUAUUGAUCAUGAACCUGAAAGCCCAAUAGCUCAAGCAACCAAUGUAAAAACUCUCAGCUACGGCUGUCUUAUUUACAUGGCAUCCCAAAUUUCUUCUGGUAUGAAGUAUUUGGAAUCUUUGAAUAUGGUUCAUCGGGACUUGGCAACACGAAACUGUCUUGUUGGACAUCAUUUUCUAAUUAAAAUAUCUGAUUUUGGCAUGAGCCGUAGUUUGUAUAGUUCAGACUACUACAGAAUUGAAGGGAGAGCAGUCUUACCUAUUAGAUGGAUGGCUUGGGAAAGCAUUUUGCUCGGAAAAUUCACUACUAAAAGUGAUGUUUGGUCCUUUGCUGUUACUCUCUGGGAAAUUCUCACAUUUGCACGUGAACAGCCAUUUAUAGCCCUGACAGAUGAACAAGUUAUCGAGAAUGCUGGUCAUUGUUAUCGUGAUGACAAUCUACAAACAGUUUUAACAAUGCCAAUCAACUGUCCUAAAGAGAUUUAUGAUUUAAUGUGUGAGUGUUGGAAUCGUCAAGAAAGUGUGAGGCCAACUUUCAGGGAAAUUCAUAUGUUUCUUCAAAGAAAAAAUAUGGGUUAUAAUCCAGCAGAUGAAGAAUUGAGUCAAAUAACUGUACCCAUUUGCUAAUACUGUUAAAUUCAAAUAUAUAUGUAUAUAUACACAUCUAUAUUCAUAUAAAUAAACAGAUAGAUAUAAAAAUAAUUUUUUUCCUUAGCUACGGCUGUCUUAUUUGGUGCUUGUAAACUCUUCUUGAUAUUUGCUUAGUUUGCAUAUAUAUAUUUUUUAUAUUUUCAUAACAAUGAAUUUCAAAACAACUAAUUACACUUAAAAGAGUGAAUUUGUAUUAAGUGAAAUCAAAAGUCCUUUUAAAAAAAAAAUGUAUUCCAAGUUGUGGGGUGGCAUGGUUGGGGGUAGAGUGCUCAAUUACUAGUUUCAAGUUCAGAUCUUGGCCUUUAUCCUGUAAAACAUCCUUGCGUCCACCCAGCUCUAAUGAAUAUAUGACUUAAAUUAGGGAAAGUAAAUGCCGCUGGGUAUAGUGCUAACCACACGACCCCACCUUAUGACAUGCCAAGAAACCAAUGAACCGUACUUCAUUUGCCCUGUUGAUCGGCAGGUCUGCAAGGGGAAGUUUUUAAAAUUCUUAGUCAACAAAGUGGUCAGCCAUAGGAAAUGUAAAAGCUGGACUAAUACCAGCUAGACUUCUUUUUAACUAUUUAUAGCACAUCUACUUUUAUAAUUUCAAGUCUGUGUUUUGAUUCUUGAUCUUAAAAGUGAUGCUAUAAUUUUAGUAGAAAAACAGAUUUUGUGAACUACAGCAAGAUACUUUAUUUAAAAUGAAUUUACGAAGUUCAGUAUUUAUGUUAUGUAACAAAUAUAUAAAUAUGUGUUAGUCAAAUGAAGUAAAAUUUUGAUAUUAUAUGAUGUGAUGAAAUUACAAAUAAGAUAUGUAACUAACAUCGACCCCUUAUAUUAUUACCUCAUAUUCUGCUAUAAAAAGUUUUUUUAACAUUUCAUCCAUGAACAAAACAAAAUGUAAUCCUUGUAAGUUGUACUAAAUUUAUAUUACUGUUCCAACAAAUAUUUUGUCCAGAUAUUAUUAACUAUGUUUUAAUUCAUUUUAAUUUAAAAUGUUAUUUGUGUUGUAUUUAAAUUAAAUUUUUCUCUAUGAAUUUUUACUCACUAAUAUUGUAGCUUUUCAUUUACAUUACCAUAAAAUUGAACCUAUAUUUGAUAAUUUAUAAAUGAUGUGGCAAAGAAUACUUAGUGUUUAAUAAUCCUACGUGUCUAUCGUCAUUUUUGUUGAAUAAGCUAAGCAUCUUUUAAACUAUAGCUUAGAAUAAUAUACAUAUAUGUUUUAAAAAAAAAUUGAUGAUUUCUUUGAUCAAGUUUAGGUCUCUUUAUUUCUCCAUGAACUGCUAAUCUAUUAAAUAAAUAUUUUUUAAGUUUAUUAUUUUCAUCUGGUUAACUUAAAACGUUAUCCAGAAACCUGUUUUUCUAUUAUGUAUAAAUACAUAAUUUUAAAUUCUAUUGUAUGAAAUUCUCUUUUGAACUAUUUAAACUAUUCAAGUAAUUUACGUCUAGACUUUUCUACACCAAGAAUACUCUUAGUAGUUUUUUACCAAGUUUGAUUUAUAAUUCUCAAAUCAUAAAUUAAUGCAAUAUCUCAAAUUGUUUUUAAAUAUGAAAGAAUUGCAUUAAAAAUAGACUUUUUUUAUAACCCAAUUUUUUUUUAUUAUGUUCAUUUAGAAUAACUUAUAAAUAUUUUUUAAUAUUUGAUGAAUUGAUUUGCAUCGCCGAUUCAUGCUCAUAAAAUUACACUAAGUGAUUCCAUUCAUUUGUAUAUUUUAGCAAAAGUGUAUAUAUUAAAAUAAUGUAAAUAAAGAUAUACUUAUUGCCAGACAUGGCAUUUAAUUUAUAAACUAUUAUAAUUGUUCAUGAUUGUUUAAGUAAUAACAUUUUCUAGAUCAAACUUUUAAAUGGAAUCGCAAUGCAAUAAAUUGCACUGAUUCACAAAAUACAUAAUUUUGUAAAAUAACAGGGAUUAACAAAAGUUUGCAGGAUUCAGUUCUUAAAUUUAUAAUGCGCAAUAUAUAUAUAUAUAUAUAUAUAUAUAUAUAUAUA